AUGGCAGAAGAAAAGGUACCGACUCGGGACCUCGAAGACGCCGCGGAAGUCUCCGAGCAAGACCUCGACCCCGAUCGAGAAGCGCGCGAAAAGGCUCUCGUCUGGAGGCAAGAUCGCAAGAUUGUCCCAUUAUGUGCGGCGAUCUAUCUCCUGUGUUAUUUGGAUCGAUCGAAUAUUGGAAAUGCGAAGAUUCUGAAUGCGGAUACGCAUAAUGAUAUGCUGACCGAGACGAAUAUGACUUCGUAUCAAUUCACAAUCGCACUCAUGGUCUUUCUCAUCGCAUACGCCCUGUUUGAAGUCCCGUCUAAUUACUUUCUGAAAAAACUUCGUCCAAGUAGAUGGAUAGCCUUUCUCAUGCUGUCCUGGGGCGCAACCACAAUGGGUCUCGGCGGCGCGCACAAUUCCGCCCAAGUCACUGGACUCCGCUUCCUGCUCGGCGCCAUGGAGGCAGGUCUAUUCCCCGGACUCGUCUACUAUCUGACAUUCUGGUACCGCAACUCCGAGCGAUCGAUGCGCGUUGCUCUGAUUCUCGCAUCGGCUACUCUUGCCGGCGCCUUUGGGGGCGCCAUUGCCUUUGCCGUGGGCCAUAUGAACGGUGCCCAGGGACUAUCGGCUUGGCGAUGGUUGUUCAUCAUUGAAGGUGCGCCCUCAUGUGCAUCGGCUGUUCUCGUCUGGUUCUUUUUACCAGAUUACCCAGAGACGACGCGGUGGUUGUCCGUCGAGGAGAAGGAACUGGCGGCGGACCGGUUGAGAUUGGAGGGUUCGCAGGGUUCUGCGAACGCUAUGUCCUGGGCAGAUGCAAAGGGUGUACUUACGGACUGGAGACUGUAUGCUCACUAUGCGGUAUACUUUGGCAUCUCGACGCCCUUCUCAAGCUUGUCCCUAUUUACUCCGGCUAUCACCGCAGGUUUGGGAUAUUCCAACCUGCGUGCUCAGCUCAUGACCGUCCCGCCUUAUGCAGUGGCUUAUGUAGUUACGGUUGCCGUGGCCUGGUCAGCAGAUCAUUUCAACAGUCGAGGUCUACACUCUGCCAUUUUCUCCUUCAUUGGAGCCAUGGGCUUUUUAGCUUCGGCGGUCCUUCCAGCGGAUGCAUAUCUGCACCGAUACGCCUGCCUCAUCGUCGCAGCAAGCGGCUCCUUCGCCUGCAUCCCACCCCUCCUCGGCUGGCUAUCUUCCAACCUGCGCUCCACCGCAGGCGCAGGCCUCGCUAUCGCGCUGAACGUCUCCGUAGGCGCACCGGGCCAAAUUGUCGGGGUGUGGAUCUACAAGGCGAACGAGGCGAAGCAGGGAUAUCCAACCGGUCACUGGACGAACGCGGCUUUACUGCUUUGUGUCGCGGCUGGCUGUGUGUUGCUGAGGGGUUAUUAUGGGUGGAGGAAUCGGGGCGGCGUUGGAGAUGGGAUGGGGAAGAUGUUUGCUUAUUAG
This is a messenger RNA of Penicillium diatomitis, 1425 nucleotides long. RefSeq lists its product as uncharacterized. The coding region runs from base 1 to 1425 and encodes 474 amino acids. Gene Ontology annotation, molecular function: transmembrane transporter activity. Lineage: Eukaryota; Fungi; Ascomycota; Eurotiomycetes; Eurotiales; Aspergillaceae. The record is from RefSeq and is a predicted model, not a curated record. Gene Ontology annotation, biological process: transmembrane transport. Gene Ontology annotation, cellular component: membrane. The transcript has 8 exons.